AUAUUAUCGAUAACAUUAUAAGCGGCUGUUAACUGCUCAGUGCAGGUUAUGUAAAAUAAAAAGUAGAAUCGUUGAGAUCAAUUAAAAAUCCAAGAAAGCAGCCCAACAUUCUGCUAAUAUCAAGCCAUGGUCUUCCUGAAUCUACCCCUUCUGGUGCGGUCCCGUGGUCCGGAUGAAUUCUGGCGGAAGAGACGCAUCUUCAAGCUUGCAGCGCAUUAUAGGAGCCGCACCCGCAAUGUCUACUCCUUCGCCAUCAGGAGUGUCCAUAGGGCACUGGCCUACGCCACCAAGGGGCGAAAGCUGAAGAAACUGGACAUGGCGCAACUGUGGAGCACACGCGUGGAGGCGGGUUGUCAGCAGUAUGGAGUCGGUCUGGAAACCUUCAAGGAUGGCCUCGCGCGCUCCGAUAUUCUGCUCAACAAAAAAGUCCUUUCAGACCUGGCAAUUUGGGAGCCGCGUUCUUUCGAAGCUCUAGUGAAGAUCUCCCGCGAGCGGGCAGCUGUCGAGGGAAUGCCGGACAUCAAACGGAGAUCGGCAUUUAACCAGGUUUACGGACUGAGCAACCUGAAGUUGGAUUAACUUAGCCUUAAGUAGGUGUUCAAAUAUAGAUAUUUGUAUAUUUUAAACAACUUUUUUUGUAUACACUUUCAAAGAUAGUUAUAUCGUUGGGGAUUUAUUCAAUAUAUUGAAAUAGAUUAAAUUGCUAAUUUUUCAAAUCAAAAAUGGUUGCCUAUUUACACUGAGAGUUACAUAAUUCGUAAUUUCUGCUUGCAAAAAGAAACUUAAUAAAUCAUCAAAAUUAA
Drosophila erecta is the source of this 803-nucleotide messenger RNA. It is a transcript of the gene mRpL20, whose product is annotated as 39S ribosomal protein L20, mitochondrial. Bases 127 to 579 code for a protein of 150 amino acids. The record is from RefSeq and is a predicted model, not a curated record. Gene Ontology annotation, cellular component: ribosome. The transcript is spliced from 3 exons. Gene Ontology annotation, molecular function: rRNA binding; structural constituent of ribosome. Gene Ontology annotation, biological process: ribosomal large subunit assembly; translation. NCBI's taxonomy places the organism in Eukaryota, Metazoa, Arthropoda, Insecta, Diptera, Drosophilidae.